Molecule: messenger RNA, 2132 nt
Organism: Betta splendens (Siamese fighting fish)
Lineage: Eukaryota; Metazoa; Chordata; Actinopteri; Anabantiformes; Osphronemidae
Gene: lta4h
Product: leukotriene A4 hydrolase
Exons: 19
Coding region: 65-1909 (614 amino acids)
Biological process (GO): leukotriene biosynthetic process; proteolysis; peptide catabolic process
Cellular component (GO): cytosol; nucleus
Molecular function (GO): aminopeptidase activity; epoxide hydrolase activity; leukotriene-A4 hydrolase activity
Source: RefSeq, a predicted model, not a curated record
CGGUACUUAACUACGGCUGAGGCUCGGCCGGGUUAGUGUCUCGGCUCACACCGGAUCUGGAAUCAUGUCCGACCCGUGCUCAUUCUCAUCCUUCACCAGCUGUGUCACCAGACACCUGAACCUGUCCCUGCACCUGGACUUCGACAGGCAUGUGAUCCGGGCCAAGGUGGAGAUAACCGUGGAGGCUCUGGUGGACCGGUUCUCCUCUCUGACAUUGGACACCAGAGACCUGAAGGUUGCAUCGGUCUUAGCAAAUGGACAGCCAGCACACUUCAGUCUGGGUCCUAGACAUGGCUUCAAGGGGACACCGCUGGACAUCACUUUGCCCUUUGACAUCUCCAGGGGACAGCAUGUGAUCGUGACUGUGUCCUACGAGACCUCUCCGUCUGCAUCGGCGCUGCAGUGGCUCACGCCAGAACAGACGGCUGGGAAGAAGCAUCCGUACCUGUUCAGCCAGUGUCAGGCUCAUCACUGCAGGAGUAUGGUCCCCUGCCAGGACAGCCCGUCUGUCAAACACACCUACUAUGCUCAGGUGUCCGUUCCAAAGGAGCUGGUUGCCGUGAUGAGCGCAGUGAGGGACGGACAGGAAGUGGAUCCCCAGGACAACAACCGCAUCAUCUACAGGUUCAGGCAGCCGGUGGCCAUGCCUUCCUACCUGAUAGCCAUAGUGGUCGGAGCUCUGGAGAGCAGGGAGAUCGGGCCGAGGUCCAGAGUCUGGUCUGAAAAAGAAUAUGUGGAUAAAGCAGCAUUCGAAUUCUCUGAGACAGAGACCAUGUUGAAGACUGCCGAGGAUCUGGCUGGACCCUAUGUUUGGGGUCAGUAUGACAUCCUGGUUCUGCCUCCAUCUUUCCCCUACGGAGGAAUGGAGAACCCCUGUCUGACCUUCGCUACGCCCACCCUGCUGGCAGGAGACAAGUCUCUGUCCAACGUGAUCGCUCAUGAGAUCUCUCACAGCUGGACGGGUAAUCUGGUGACCAACAAGACCUGGGAGCACUUCUGGUUGAAUGAGGGCCACACUGUUUACCUGGAGAGGAUGAUUGGCAGGUGCAUGGAGAGCGAACAGUUCAGGCAGUUUAAAGCUAUCGGGGGCUGGAAGGAUCUCCAGGACUCUGUGAACACUUUUGGAGCCAACAACCCGCUGACGAACCUGGUUCCCAGUCUGCAGGACGUUAACCCUGAUGAUGCCUUUUCCUCUGUGCCCUAUGAGAAAGGCUUUGCUCUGCUGUAUUACCUGGAGGAGCUGCUGGGCGGCCCAGAGGUGUUCAUGGGGUUUGUGAAGUCGUACAUCCAGCUGUUCGCUUACAGCAGCGUCACUACGGAGGAGUGGAAGAACUACCUGUUCACGUACUUCAAAGACAAGGUGGACGUGCUGAACAAGGUGGACUGGAACGCCUGGAUGUUCACUCCUGGGAUGCCUCCUGUCAAGCCUCAGUACGAUACCACUCUGGCAGACGCCUGCAUCGCUCUGACUCAGAGAUGGAUCAAGGCAAAAGACGAGGACCUGAGCAGUUUCAAGGAAUCUGAUGUCAAGGCUUUGUCAUCUCACCAGCUCAUUGAGUUCCUGUCCUUGCUGCUGCAGGAGACUCCUCUCCCUGUGACUCACGUGAAGGCCAUGCAAGAGGCCUAUGGUCUAAACAGCUGCAUGAACUCAGAAAUCCGCUUCAGGUGGCUGAGGCUGUGUGUUCGGUCCAAGUGGGAGGAAGCGGUUCCCUUGGCGCUGAAGAUGGCAACAGAACAAGGAAGGAUGAAGUUUACGAGGCCCCUGUUCAGAGAGGUGUUUAACUUUGAAAAGUACCGCGACGAAGCGGUUCGACUGUUUCUGGCUCAUCGAGGCGCGAUGCACCCGGUCACUGCUGGACUUGUUGCCAAGGACCUCAAGGUGGAAGCCGGUUCCAAAUCCAGUCUGUAACAAGCAACGGAACCUUUGGUUCCAGGUCAUUGGUUUCACCUUUGGCUUCUUCUGUUUGUGUUCGGAAUUUACAUCUCAGGGCACUUUUUAAAAAAUAAAGUAUGAUCUAAACAGUCUAAUUUUUACCAUUGAACCUGAGACAAUGGGAAUGUCUUUUUAUUGAUCUUCAUAAAGAGCUUUAUAAACAACGUUACUAAUGGAAAAUAAAAGGCUUCUCUGUGAA